GAAUGAGUCGACGGUGUUGUUGAUAUUGGCCAGGAGCACUAUAAAAGUUUACUACUAUAACAUGGCAGUAUUGUCAACCUCUUCAAAUGCUUGUUUUCAGAUGGAGUCUUGAAACCAUCUGAUGACUGUGCGCUUCAUUUGAUUUGUAUCUCUGGUAGGGAGUGCACUUGCCCAACCGUUGGAAAAAGGCAGCAAAAGAGGCUGUCAGGAUGACUCGUGAUAUCAUUCUUGGAGAUGAACUUCCUGACUGGGUUGGGGCAAAAGAGUUCUAUCAGAAAUAUGAUCCUAAAGAAGUGAUUGGCAGAGGUGUGAGCAGUGUGGUGCGCAGAUGUGUGCACAAACAAACAGGGCAGGAGUUUGCAGUGAAGAUCAUUGAGAUUACUGCAGAAAAAAUGACAGAACAGCAAUUAGAGGAGGUGAAGAGUUCCACGCUGAAAGAGAUCCAUGUGCUCAAUGUGGUUAAGGACCACCCAUCCAUCAUCACACUUAUUGAUUCCUAUGAGUCAACAACCUUCAUAUUUUUGGUCUUUGACCUAAUGAGAAGAGGAGAACUUUUUGAUUACUUGACUGAAAAAGUCACACUCAGUGAAAAGGAAACCAGGAGUAUGAUGCGUGCUCUUCUUGAGGCUGUCCAGUAUCUACAUUCUCUAAAUAUAAUACAUAGAGACCUCAAACCUGAAAACGUUCUGCUAGAUGACCAGGGACACAUCAAACUAUCUGACUUUGGAUUUUCAGUCCAGCUGGAGCCUGAAGAAAAAUUAAGAGAGUUGUGUGGAACUCCAGGUUACCUGGCACCAGAGAUUCUGAAAUGUUCCAUGGAUGAGACGCAUGAGGGAUAUGGGAAAGAGGUUGAUCUGUGGGCUUGUGGUGUGAUCCUGUUCACACUUCUUGCUGGAUCUCCACCGUUCUGGCAUCGUAAACAGAUGCUCAUGCUGAGAAUGAUCAUGGAAGGUCGUUACCAUUUUAGUUCUCCGGAGUGGGACGACAGGUCUGACACUGUCAAAGACUUGAUCUCAAGGCUUUUAGUGGUGGAAGCCUCACUUCGCCUCACAGCCGAGCAAGCCUUAGCUCAUCCCUUCUUCUGUCAGUACCAAAAGGAGGAGAAGCCGCUCUUCAGCCCCAGGAAGACAUUUAGGGUCCUGAUCUUGACCGUGUUAGCCUGUAUUCGAAUGCACUGCCACUACUACAGAGCCAGACCAUUAACAAGGGAAUUCUUGGCAAGAGACCCUUAUUCCAUCCGUGGUGUGCGCAAGCUUAUUGAUGGCUGUGCUUUCCGCAUAUAUGGACACUGGGUCAAGAAAGGACAGCAACAGAACCGUGCUGCUCUGUUCCAGAACACAGCUAAAAUCAUUCUACUGGGCCUUGAAGACCUUGAAAACUAAAUGUUUUUUUUUCCUGUUUCUAAAGAUAUUCCUUGCCUGUCCAUUAACAGUUUUAUUGUUUUGGUUUGGGACUAUACCCAUCCAAAAGGUGCACAAAACAGAAUUAUUUAUAGAUUUUGUUUUCCUUUCUUUUAAGGAGUGGCGGUGCUUUUAUUUGAUUUCCAACAACAUGUCAUGUGACCUCACUUUAACCACUCAUUGUGCUUUUUGGUAUUUUUUUAUGUUCUUGUUUUAUCAUAUAUACUCAUUAGUGUUAUCAUUUCAAAUUACUGAUAAUAUGGACCAGCUUUUAAGUCAAAUUCUGUUUUUCUUUUGAAUUGUCACCUGUACUGAUUACUAAACGUUUGUCUCACAUUCAUUACCUAUCAUAUUGAACAGAUCUUAUUUCAUAAUCAAGCUUUCUAGUUCAAUUAAUAUGCAUCCUUUGACUGUUUUGUGACACAAAGCACUUAUUUAGAUUUUUCAAAAUCAUUUCCAGGUUCCAAACUAAACCACAGAUGGACUUGAAGCAUUUAACAAUGUAGAGUGGACAGUGGAAAGAGUUUAAGACUUUUAAUACAGAGGAAACCUUACUUGAAAUAUAGCAUUACUGAUGUAUGACUCCACUGAGAGUUGUGUAUAAUGGUUGUAUUUCUUUUUAUUGUGGAAUGAUUCCACUAAAUAUGUUUUACUACUUGUUGACUUCUCACAGUUUACCAUACAAGAGCCAUUCGUCAUCAAGGUACUGUACUGAUUCUAAACAGGUAUACAUAGAUUCAUAAUAUAUC
Molecule: messenger RNA, 2149 nt
Organism: Xyrauchen texanus (razorback sucker)
Lineage: Eukaryota; Metazoa; Chordata; Actinopteri; Cypriniformes; Catostomidae
Gene: phkg2
Product: phosphorylase kinase, gamma 2 (testis)
Exons: 10
Coding region: 210-1382 (390 amino acids)
Biological process (GO): glycogen biosynthetic process; protein phosphorylation
Cellular component (GO): phosphorylase kinase complex
Molecular function (GO): ATP binding; phosphorylase kinase activity; calmodulin binding
Source: RefSeq, a predicted model, not a curated record